Sapajus apella (tufted capuchin) is the source of this 3839-nucleotide messenger RNA. It is a transcript of the gene RBM6, whose product is annotated as RNA binding motif protein 6. Gene Ontology annotation, molecular function: RNA binding. NCBI's taxonomy places the organism in Eukaryota, Metazoa, Chordata, Mammalia, Primates, Cebidae. The transcript has 22 exons. The record is from RefSeq and is a predicted model, not a curated record. Gene Ontology annotation, biological process: mRNA splicing, via spliceosome. Bases 259 to 3726 code for a protein of 1155 amino acids. Gene Ontology annotation, cellular component: nucleus.
GGGAGUAGAGUCGGCGGGACCAGCUGCAGUACUUCAUCUCCCGGCGGGCUCAGCGCUGAAGGCUGCGGCGCGGCGCGGCGCCUUUGUGGAAGCAGUGGCCCAGCGCGGAGGAAGUUCCGGUCUCCGCGGCGCUGGGUCGGUGGCGGAGGCUGAGGAGAAGAAGUAGUGGGCCGUGGAGGCUUCGCCGCCAAGGCACUGCUAUUACCAGAAUUUGGUAGAAAAAGGAUCUACUUGUUGGCGGCCUGUUGAUAAAAAGAGAUGUGGGGGGAUUCUCGACCUGCUAACAGAACUGGACCUUUUCGUGGGAGCCAAGAAGAAAGGUUUGCUCCCGGGUGGAACAGGGAUUAUCCUCCUCUUCCCCUUAAGAGUCAUGCUCAAGAGAGACACUCUGGCAACUUUCCUGGCAGAGAUUCACUUCCCUUUGAUUUCCAGGGGCAUUCGGGGCCUCCUUUUUCAAAUGUAGAGGAGCAUUCUUUCAGCUAUGGAGCUAGAGAUGGACCGCAUGGUGACUAUCGAGGAGGGGAGGGACCUGGACAUGAUUUCAGGGGGGGUGAUUUUUCAUCUUCUGAUUUCCAGAGCAGAGAUUCAUCACAGUUGGACUUCAGGGGUAGGGACAUACAUUCUGGGGAUUUUCGGGAUAGAGAAGGACCACCUAUGGACUAUAGGGGUGGAGAUAGUACUUCUAUGGAUUAUAGAGGUAGGGAGGCACCUCAUAUGAACUACAGAGACAGGGAUGCUCACGCUGUUGACUUCAGAGGUAGGGAUGCUCCUCCAUCUGACUUCAGGGGCCGGGGCACUUAUGAUUUAGAUUUUAGAGGCCGGGAUGGAUCCCAUGCAGAUUUUAGGGGAAGGGAUUUAUCAGAUUUGGAUUUCAGGGCCAGAGAACAGUCCCGUUCUGAUUUUAGGAAUAGAGAUGUAUCUGAUUUGGACUUUAGGGACAAAGAUGGAACACAAGUAGACUUUAGAGGCCGAGGUUCAGGUACUGCUGAUCUAGACUUUAGGGACAGGGAUACACCACAUUCAGAUUUCAGAGGUAGACACCAGUCUAGGACUGAUCAGGAUUUUAGGGGCAGAGAGAUGGGACCUUGUAUGGAAUUUAAAGAUAGGGAGAUGCCCCCUGUGGAUCCAAAUAUUUUGGAUUACAUUCAGCCCUCUACACAAGAUAGAGAACAUUCUGGUAUGAAUGUGAACAGGAGAGAAGAAUCCACACAUGACCAUACGAUAGAAAGGCCUGCUUUUGGCAUUCAGAAGGGAGAAUUUGAGCAUUCAGAAACAAGAGAAGCAGAAACACAAGGUGUAGCCUUUGAACAUGAGUCUCCAGCUGACUUUCAGAACAGCCAAAGUCCAGUUCAAGACCAAGAUAAGUCACAGCUUUCUGGAGGUGAACAGCAGAGUUCAGAUGCUGGUCUGUUUAAAGAAGAAGGCGGUCUGGACUUUCUUGGGCGGCAAGACACUGACUACAGAAGCAUGGAGUACCGUGAUGUGGAUCAUAGGCUGCCAGGAAGCCAGAUGUUUGGCUAUGGCCAGAGCAAGUCUUUUCCAGAGAGCAAAACUGCCCGAGAUGCCCAACGGGACCUUCAGGAUCAAGAUUAUAGGACCGGCCCAAGUGAGGAAAAACCCAGCAGGCUUAUUCGAUUAAGCAGGGUGCCUGAAAAUGCCACAAAAGAAGAGAUUCUUAAUGCUUUUCGGACUCCUGAUGGUAUGCCUGUAAAGAACUUGCAGCUGAAGGAGUAUAACACAGGUUACGACUAUGGCUAUGUCUGCGUGGAGUUUUCACUCUUGGAAGAUGCCAUCGGAUGCAUGGAGGCCAACCAGAUGGAAACUGCUGUAUAUAUAGAAUGCUGUGUACUACUCAUUGGGCUGUUUGGAAUCACAUUGGAAAUAUCAGGAACUCUAAUGAUCCAAGACAAAGAAGUUACCCUCGAGUAUGUACCAAGCCUGGAUUUUUGGUACUGCAAACGAUGUAAGGCAAGCGUUGGUGGGCACCGAUCUUCCUGUUCAUUCUGCAAGAACCCAAGGGAAGGGAUUCUCUUUGUUUCUGUUCCACUAGUGACAGAAGCCAAGCAAGAAUUAAUAACCUACCCUCAGCCCCAGAAAACAUCUAUACCAGCACCAUUGGAAAAACAAGCCAACCAGCCCCUAAAACCUGCUGAUAAGGAACCUGAACCCAGGAAGAGGGAAGAAGGACAAGAGUCCCGCUUAGGACAUCAAAAGAGAGAAGCAGAAAGGUAUCUGCCUCCUCGAAGGGAAGGGCCAACUUUCCGAAGAGACCGAGAGAAAGAGUCAUGGUCUGGAGAGACACGCCAGGAUGGAGAAAGCAAAACUAUCAUGCUAAAGCGUAUCUAUCGUUCCACACCACCUGAGGUGAUAGUGGAAGUGCUGGAGCCCUAUGUUCGCCUUACUACUGCCAACGUUCGUAUCAUCAAGAACAGAACAGGCCCUAUGGGCCAUACCUAUGGCUUUAUUGACCUUGACUCCCAUGCGGAAGCUCUUCGUGUGGUGAAGAUCUUGCAGAACCUUGAUCCACCAUUUAGUAUUGAUGGGAAGAUGGUGGCUGUAAACCUGGCCACUGGAAAACGAAGAAAUGAUUCUGGGGACCAUUCUGACCACAUGCAUUACUAUCAGGGUAAAAAAUAUUUCCGAGAUAGGAGGGGAGGUGGCAGAAAUUCAGACUGGUCUUCAGAUACAAAUCGACAAGGACAACAGUCAUCAUCUGACUGCUACAUAUAUGAUUCCGCUACUGGCUACUAUUAUGACCCCUUGGCAGGAACUUAUUAUGACCCCAAUACCCAGCAAGAAGUCUAUGUGCCCCAGGAUCCUGGAUUACCUGAGGAAGAAGAGAUCAAGGAAAAAAAACCCACCAGUCAAGGAAAGUCAAGUAGUAAGAAGGAAAUGUCUAAAAGAGAUGGCAAGGAGAAAAAAGACAGAGGAGUGACAAGGUUUCAGGAAAAUGCCAGUGAAGGGAAGGCUCCUCCUGAAGACGUCUUUAAGAAGCCCUUGCCUCCUACUGUGAAGAAGGAAGAGAGUCCUCCUCCACCUAAAGUGGUAAACCCAUUGAUCGGCCUCUUGGGUGAAUAUGGAGGAGACAGUGACUAUGAGGAGGAAGAAGAGGAGGAACAGACCCCUCCCCCACAGCCUCGAAUAGCACAGCCCCAGAAGCGAGAGGAGCUAACAAAGAAGGAGAAUGAAGAAGACAAACUCACCGACUGGAAUAAACUGGCUUGUUUGCUCUGCAGAAGGCAGUUUCCCAAUAAAGAAGUUCUGAUCAAACACCAGCAGCUGUCAGACCUGCACAAGCAAAACCUGGAAAUUCACCGGAAGAUAAAACAAUCUGAGCAGGAGCUAGCCUAUCUGGAAAGGAGAGAACGAGAGGGAAAGUUUAAAGAAAGAGGAAAUGAUCGCAGGGAAAAGCUCCCAUCUUUUGACUCUCCAGAAAGAAAACGGAUUAAAUACUCCAGGGAAACUGACAGUGAUCGUAAACUUGUUGAUAAAGAAGAUAUUGAUACUAGCAGCAAAGGAAGCUGUGUCCAACAGGCCACUGGCUGGAGGAAAGGGGCAGGCCUGGGAUAUGGCCAUCCUGGAUUGGCUUCGUCAGAGGAGGCUGAAAGCCGGGUGAGGGGCCCCAGUGUUGGAGCCCCAGGAAGAACAAGCAAAAGACAGUCCAACGAGACUUACCGAGAUGCUGUUCGAAGAGUCAUGUUUGCUCGGUAUAAAGAACUCGAUUAAGAGUGGAGACAAGUUCCGUGAUAUACGACCUCCUUGUUUUGUUUGUCUCUCCUUUUCUUUUGUUACUGUUCUUGCUGCUAGAACUUUUUUAAAUAAACUUUUUUUCAAUGUGA